CCAGCUAUGGGGCAAGGUUGAGUGCUUCUGUUCAGGAAUUCCUGGGCAAGCGGCAGUAAGGGAUCUCUGCAGCAAGUCCAAAACGUACAGAAGGCUUUAGCCUUACUCUGAAUGUCCAGAUCACUGGAUUGGAACCAAAAGUGUCAGGACUCCCAGGAACUUGGGAACUACAGAGUUUUCCCUAGUGGUGACGUCCAAGGCUCCCCAGCACCUAGCAGCCCAGUGGGAAAAGUAACUGUUAGUUAAUGGCAACUCCUAGUUGAGUGUCUGAAGUCUUAGAUCUCCCAGGUAAGCCUGGGAGAAGGAGUGCAGGAGAAGCCUUUGCAGCUGGGGAAAUUCUUUGGGCACUUGAGAAUGACAGGCACGGUUUGCUGCCAAAAGUAUUUUUCUAGUAAUUUCUGCUUUGUCAUCCUUUUGUGUUUUACUGUAUCCCCAUGAAAGGCUCCUAGGAAGAACAUUUAGGGAAGGAGAGAGCUAUAGUAUUUAUGUAACUGGAAAUGCUUACAAAAUCAGCUGGGAAGAAUGUGCAUAAAAGUGUUGCAGUGCACAGGAGAACUGGGGACUCUGAGAUUUUGAUGUGAAUACAUGAAGGCAAAAGUUUGUAUUUUGGCACUUUUUUGUCCCCUCACCACUGUAGGUAGUACAUAACAUCUUUCUACUUUUGCAAGGAUCACCUCAAUCUGAUGAUGCAGGCAUCAGAAGAGCUAAUUAUGUAUCUACACCAUGAAUCUUGUCAAACUCAAACACAUGCUUCUGCAGAUGAGUAUGUAUAGUCCAAGUGUUUCUCUGAUUAAUGCUCUGUGCUUAUUCUCCUAACAUGUGUUUGAAGCAGAAAGACUUCAAUGAGACAAAGGUGUAGUACAAUUAAAUCAGCAGAUUUAUUAGCUUUCUGGGCAGCUUUUCCAUUAUGUAAAAGAUGUGUUUGUAUCACUAUAGCAGUCAGACCCACCAGUGUGAGGAUUAAAGUUGGUUUUUACAUAAUGGAUUAUCCAAGAUUAAGUGUUUUAUUCAGGCACAAGAGCAAAAAUAACCAAUUAGUGACUUUGCAGACUCCUUAUUUAAAGGCAGCUGGAGGGCAAUUGACACAAAACUCUCCUGCUACCUGCAGCCCAAAGACUGAAGCAGAGUGGUCUCAAGGAUCUCCAACAUCUCCACCCCAUCCAGGUAGAAUGAAAUACGCGCAGUACGUUUUCCUGGCCUCGGUCUUCUCCACUCUUGGAUAUAGCCUAGCUCAGACCUGCGCAGUGGAGUCUUUCUCUGUGAAAGACAAUUUUGAUCCAAAAAGGUAUGCAGGGAAAUGGUAUGCCCUGGCCAAGAAGGAUCCAGAGGGCCUUUUCCUUCAGGACAACAUCUCUGCUGAAUACACCGUGGAGGAAGAUGGCACAAUGACAGCAUCUUCCAAAGGCCGAGUGAAGCUUUUUGGUUUCUGGGUGAUCUGUGCUGACAUGGCUGCUCAGUACACCGUACCUGACCCAACCACUCCAGCAAAAAUGUACAUGACCUACCAGGGACUGGCCAGCUACCUCUCCAGUGGUGGGGACAACUACUGGGUGAUUGACACCGACUACGAUAACUAUGCCAUCACCUACGCCUGCCGCAGCCUGAAGGAGGACGGCUCCUGUGACGAUGGCUACUCCCUGAUCUUCUCACGCAACCCCCGCGGCCUCCCCCCGGCCAUCCAGCGCAUUGUGCGCCAGAAGCAGGAAGAAAUCUGCAUGUCUGGCCAGUUCCAGCCCGUGCUGCAGUCAGGUACUGUGGGCUAA
This is a messenger RNA of Pseudopipra pipra, 1763 nucleotides long. Its product is annotated as purpurin. The record is from RefSeq and is a predicted model, not a curated record. Gene Ontology annotation, molecular function: retinoid binding; retinol transmembrane transporter activity. The transcript has 5 exons. The coding region runs from base 843 to 1763 and encodes 306 amino acids. Lineage: Eukaryota; Metazoa; Chordata; Aves; Passeriformes; Pipridae.